UUGUUCAUCUUUUUAUGUUCUUAGGUUGGCUGCAUUUAAUCUAGUGCUCAUCGACUUGACCAUUUUUUAAAAAGAUUUUAAGGGUUUAUUUUUGCAGUUGUACAUUUAAUUUGGACCAUAAUUGUGUGUUUGACAUUUGUUUAUUUUAACUUUUUUUGCAUCAGGGAAACUAAUUUUUUUUAGAGUACAGAACACGAUGAUGCAAAUUAUGUUCAGAGUUGCUCUAUUGCUCCUUCUAUUGGUGAUCUGGUGUGCUGCACAGCAGGAAGACCAACGGAAAGGCUGUGUUUGUGGAUACCCUGGAAUACCAGGGGAUCCUGGACACAAUGGCUCCCCUGGCAGAGAUGGGCGCGAUGGACUCAGAGGUGAAAAAGGGGAUACAGGUGAGGCUGGUGCUUCUGGUCCAUCAGGAGCUCAUGGCCAAAAGGGAGACAAAGGGGACCUGGGAACUGUUGGUCCAGCCGGGCUCAAGGGAAAAAGGGGUGAAAAUGGAGAACGGGGCCCUCCUGGGAAAUUGGGACCCCAAGGCGUCCAAGGACCAAUGGGUUUAAAAGGCAAUAAGGGAGAGCUUGGAUUGCCUGGACCACAAGGAAUAAAAGGUGACUUCGGGCCCACUGGACCGCAGGGUCAAAAAGGUGAAACUGGUCUUCAAGGGGACAGAGGCAUUCAAGGACCACUGGGAUCCCCUGGCAGGCCAGGGCCUAAGGGGGACAUAGGAGUCCCAGGUCACAAGGGCAGCAUUGGUUAUCGUGGGGAGAGAGGGAAUCGAGGAGAAAAGGGUGAUAAGGGCGAGAAGGGAGAUGCAGCGGUUACCUCUAAUAGCGCUUUCUCCGUGGGACUCACAGCACAAACCAAACUCCCAGCAGCCAAUGCUCCAAUCCGGUUUGACAGGAUCAUCUACAACCAGCAGAAUCACUACGACCCACAAACAGGAAGAUUCACAUGCUCUGUGGCUGGCACUUACUACUUCACCUACCACAUCACCGUCUACUCCAGGAAUGUAAAGGUGGUCCUGAUGAAGAACGGAGCAAAGAUCAUCCACACCAUGGACAACUACCAGAGCAGUGAAGACCAGGCAGCAGGGGGCACCGUGCUGCACCUGGAGAUGGGAGAUAAGGUGUGGCUGCAGGUGGCUGGAGGAGAGCUCUUCAAUGGGCUCUUUGCGGAUGAAGAUGAUGACACAACCUUCUCUGGUUUUUUAAUUUUUGCAGAUUGAUAAUCAUCACAAAUACCAUACACUUUUAUAUGCAAAGUGUGUGUAUGUGUGUGCACUUUUGCUUAUGCUAUUCUUAAGGAUUGUUUUAAAACCAAAACUUACUUUCUCAUGACUAGCACUAUGCAACUAAUGUAUAGAUGCGUUGGUUCAGGUUAUAGGCAAGGUAUAUUUUAUACUCAUUGGUUAGGUUGGAAUAAUGCUAUACUUCAGCUGGAGAAUUGAGAUUUAUAUAAAAUUAAGAGCUAAAAUUUAGCUGUGUAGUAGCCCAAAAAAGAUACUUUAGAAGAAAAAAGAUUUUUAAAAACCCAUCAAUUCACAAAAUAAAUAAUAAAAAUAUAAUUUAAAACAUAAGAGGAAAGGCAAAAAUAGAUAAAAAAGUAGCAAAAACAACAGCAACGCUCGUUAAAGUCAAAACUACUUGAACAACACUUUUAAAACACAGACAAUGGUGUGGCGUCAGUAGUAGAUAGAGACAAAGGUAAAAGUAUACAUAUACAUAUAAGACCUCGUUAUAAACCAUGUUGUGCAAUUGUUUGCUUCAUUAUGUUAUUGUCCUUUUGUCUCACGAACAAUAAAGAUUAAUUCUCAGGUA
Molecule: messenger RNA, 1808 nt
Organism: Cynoglossus semilaevis (tongue sole)
Lineage: Eukaryota; Metazoa; Chordata; Actinopteri; Pleuronectiformes; Cynoglossidae
Gene: c1qtnf9
Product: C1q and TNF related 9
Exons: 3
Coding region: 197-1216 (339 amino acids)
Molecular function (GO): protein binding
Source: RefSeq, a predicted model, not a curated record